AUGGAAUGGUUCCGCCUGUCGGAAAAACCCAGCAUUUCAUCGAGCACUUACUGUGCAGUUUUGCAGCUCUGUGGCGAGCUCAAGUCUCUGCAAGAUGGCAAAGAAGUUCAUUCGGUCAUUUCCUGUAACGACGUUCAGAUUAAUGGCAUUUUAGGGACGAGGCUUGUAUUUAUGUACGUAAGCUGCGGGGAACUAAGCCAAGGGAGAUUGGUUUUUGACCAGGUUGUAAAUGAGAAGGUCUUCCUUUGGAAUCUAAUGAUUAACGAGUACGCCAAAGUCGAAGACUUUGCAGAAUGUGUAUAUCUAUUUCAGAAGAUGUUGAAUGCAGGGAUUGCAGCGGACUCCUACACUUUCUCAUGCAUAUUGAAAUGCUUUGCCGCUUCAGGGAGUGUGAAGAACGGCGAGUGGCUUCAUGGGUAUUUGCUGAAAUUGGAUCUCGCUGCUUGCAGUUGCAGCGUUGUUAAUUCUUUGUUAUCAUUUUACGCGAAGGUAGGGAGGGUGGAGAGUGCACGGAAGCUGUUCGACGAAUUGCCUCAAAGAGAUGUCGUUUCUUGGAACUCCAUGAUCAGUGGGUACGUGGCUAAUGGCGGUUCAGAGGAAGCCAGUAGAGUCUUUGAGAAGACUUCCGAACGAAGCGUGGUAUCUUGGACUUCCAUGAUCCAAGCCUAUUCUCGAUCAGGUCUUCUUCAUGACGCCAUCAGAUUGUUCCAUGAAAUGACGAGUUCGGGUACUAAACCGGAUAUUUUCACGCUCUCUGCUGUUCUUCAUGCUUGUGCUUCUUCAGGCUCAUUGGAAUCCGGCAAAAGUGUCCAUAAUUACAUCACGGGGCAAGGGCUAGAAUCGAACUUAUUUGUCUGCAACGCCCUGAUGGACAUGUAUGCGAAAUGUGGAAGCAUGGAAGACGCGAGCUUGGUCUUCUCCCAGAUGCCGGUAAAGGACAUCAUCUCAUGGAACACAAUCAUAGGAGGGUACACAAAAAAUGAUCUGCCAAAUGAAGCGGUUCAUCACUUUGCCACAAUGGUAAGCGGAAAAUGGGAACCAGAUGGUAGGACUAUAUCGUGCAUUCUCCCAGCUUGCGCCAGCUUAUCGGCUCUAAACAUGGGAAGACAGAUCCACUGUCACGUACUAAGAAAUGGGCAUCACCUCUCUGAUGAUCGACACAUCACCAAUGCACUUGUCGACAUGUACAUUAAGUGCGGUGCACUUGUUCUUGCAAGGUCACUAUUUGAUACGAUGAUUCCUUCUAAAGAUCUCGUCUCAUGGACCGUGAUGAUCGCUGGUUAUGGAAUGCAUGGAUUUGGAAAGGAAGCGAUCAGAGCAUUUGAAGAAAUGAGGCGAGACGGAAUUAAACCGGAUGGAGUCUCAUUCAUAUCGGUUUUGUAUGCUUGCAGCCAUUCCGGGUUAGUCAAUGAAGGGUGGAGAUUCUUCAACAUCAUGCAGAAGGAAUGCAAGAUAGAGCCGAGUUUAGAGCAUUAUGCCUGCAUGGUGGAUCUUCUAUCCCGCAGUGGGAAGCUACAGAUGGCCUAUGAGUUCAUCAAGGGGAUGCCAAUAAAACCGGAUGCCACAAUCUGGGGAGCUUUGCUUUGUGGAUGUAGGAUUCACCAUGACGUGAAAUUAGCCGAGAGAGUUGCAGAACAUGUAUUUGAAUUAGAACCAGAGAAUGCAAGAUACUAUGUUCUGUUAGCAAAUAUAUACGCAGAGGCAGAGAAAUGGGAGGAAGUGAAGGAGCUGAGAGUGAAAAUUGGUCGACGGGGUUUAAAGAAGCAUCCAGGUUGUAGCUGGAUAGAGGUUAAGGGGAAAGUUCAUGUGUUUGUUGCUAAAGAUGGUUCACACCCGGAAGUCAGAAAGAUUGAGGCUCUGUUGAGGAAGGUAAGGGAAGGAAUGAAGAAAGAAGGUUUCUCUCCUAAGCUUAGAUACGCCUUGAUGAAUGGAGAUGAUCUAGAGAAGGAAAUGGCUCUGUGUGGGCACAGUGAGAAGUUAGCCAUGGGGUUUGGGAUCCUGAACUUGCCACCUGGGAAGACGGUAAGAGUAAUGAAGAACUUGAGAGUUUGCAGGGAUUGUCACGAGAUGGCUAAGUUCAUGUCCAAGACUACCGGGAGGGAGAUUAUCUUACGAGAUUCCAAUUUUUUCCACCAUUUCAAGGAUGGAUCUUGUUCCUGCAGAGGUUUCUGGUAG
This is a messenger RNA of Linum tenue, 2175 nucleotides long. Lineage: Eukaryota; Viridiplantae; Streptophyta; Magnoliopsida; Malpighiales; Linaceae. The record is from the annotation of a GenBank genome assembly.